AUGGCCGAAGCUAUCAAGUUUGCGGGGCACGGUAAUAUCCUGGACAAUGUGCAAAGAGACGCGGGAAGAGAGGGAGAUUUAUUUACUGAAGCUUCUACAAUGGAGCAUUCACGACUCAAAGCUGCCGCACCCUCCUCUCAGCCCUCCAAUGGGCCGCCAGCCCCUCCGCAGGGAUGUCAAGGUGCUCGCCCUCAUGGGCGGCCGCUACUUCCCCACGGGAUCGCCCUCAACACCAUCGAACACGCCUCCUCUCCCGGCCAAGAGACCUGGGACAAUAUCUGCGCCAUCGACGAUAUCGUCUCUUUCCUCUGCUCCGACAUUUUCAACGAGCAGCCUGCUUUCAUGCAUGGCCAGGGCAAGGCGUUGAGUGAGAGGGGCGUUGUGACGGUAGCGUUUGUGAGGUGGAACGCGGCUGCUGGUGGUGUGGCGCUCGCUACAGCUUGUGAUGUCGUCCUCGACGGGCGGGGGUGGGUUUGA
This is a messenger RNA of Cryptococcus wingfieldii CBS 7118, 477 nucleotides long. RefSeq lists its product as hypothetical. The transcript has 3 exons. NCBI's taxonomy places the organism in Eukaryota, Fungi, Basidiomycota, Tremellomycetes, Tremellales, Cryptococcaceae. The coding region runs from base 1 to 477 and encodes 158 amino acids. The record is from RefSeq and is a predicted model, not a curated record.